GCGGCCUCUUCGCUCUUUUCCCUCUCUCGUGCUGUUUGGGCGGCAGGCCUGCGUUCUGUCUGUGAAACUCCAACACCUAAGCAGCAACCAUGAACAUCUACAAGGAUGUCAUCAGCGGUGAUGAGAUGUUCUCCAACACCUUCAAACUGUCAAUAAGCGGACUGUUCUAUGAAGUUGAAGGAAAGACCGUCACCAGGACAGAGGGCUUCGAUGAUGCGCUGAUUGGGGCUAACGCCUCUGCUGAAGAGAUGACUGAUGGCAAUGACUCGUCUACCAUUUCUGGCGUCGACAUCGUCCUCAACCACAGCCUGCAAAGAGUCGAAUUCACCAAGAAAUCCUUCAUGGCAUACAUAAAAGGAUAUGUUAAAGCCAUUAAGACCCACUUGGAAAAGGAAAACCCGGACAGGGUGGAGGCCUUCAAGGCUGAAGCCCCGGACGCAAUCAAGAAGAUCGUGGCAAACUUUUCCAACUACGAGUUCUUCACAGGAGAGAGUUUAGACUCUGAAGGCUUGGUGGGUCUGCUGGACUACCGUGAAGACGGGAUCACCCCAUUUAUGCUUUUCUUCAAAGAUGGUCUGAUUGAAGAGAAAUGCUAACUUCUCGGACAAUCAUCUGCUUUUUAAUUGGAUGCUGCUUUCCAACCGGCCCCAAUAACAGACUGAAGGAGCAGUAUUUGGAAUCAUGAAACAUUCUUGAACAAUUUACUUUUAUUCGCAUUAAGGACCGCAGCACCAUGCAAGGCUGAGUGACCCUAACACAAUUGGUCACUGAAUACGGUUUUAACUUGGCUUUUGCUGUUUUUGAUCCUAGGAUUUGCCCCGUUUUUGAUUUCAAAUUAAAGGCACGACAGUGUGUGAUUGAAAGAUGGCUUUCCUUCAACUGCAUACUAUUUGAGCAUCUCCUUACGCAGGUUGGAUUAAUAUGGUUACACAAACUUCUGGAUUGAUUUGAAAAUAAAACACUCAUACCACCA
Messenger RNA from Notothenia coriiceps (black rockcod), 973 nucleotides. It is a transcript of the gene tpt1, whose product is annotated as tumor protein, translationally-controlled 1. Lineage: Eukaryota; Metazoa; Chordata; Actinopteri; Perciformes; Nototheniidae. The record is from RefSeq and is a predicted model, not a curated record. Gene Ontology annotation, cellular component: cytoplasm. Bases 90 to 596 code for a protein of 168 amino acids. Gene Ontology annotation, molecular function: calcium ion binding. The transcript is spliced from 6 exons.